UUAAGGGCAUUUACCCGUUUGGAGGUUGAGUUGGAAAAAAGGAAAGGAAUAGACGAAUAGUUCAUAUUUUUAUUUACACGACGACUCCUCAAUUGAUCGUUCCUCUAAAUAUUCAAUUUCUACCCAUCAUCAUAAAUCUCAAACAAAUCCCUAAAAGAGAAACCCCAAAUAAAAGAGAGGAGAAUUUGUGAGAUGGGUUGCUUUGCUUGCUUCGAUGGAGGAAGUAAGCAGCGCCGCCGUGAAGAGGAGCGUUUGUCCUCUGAAGAAGCCCGCGCUAGAGCCGCCGAAGCUGCCCAGAAAAGACAAGAGGAAUUUGACAAAUCUGCAGCAGGGCGAGCUGCAAAAGCGCAGAUAGCAGCUAUCGCUAAACAAAACGCUAACACCAACAAAGGCGAACCAGCUCUAAAGUGGCAGAUGGGAUGAGGGUGACUCUCCAUUGCUAGACUUUGAUCGCACAAUAUUUCGUGAACAACUAUGGCGGGACCAGUCGAUAAGCAUCUUUAAUACAAGGUUGUGUGUGUAAAGGAGUUGAUAAAGCUUAAUAAGUUGUCCUUUUUUUUUCUCUUCUUUAUUUAUUGAUCUCUUGGCUAAUUGUGUGUGUGUCUUUUGUGUUGAGACACUGUAUGUAACUUGUGUAUAUAUAUAUUUGAUGAAAAAAUGCAUCACUGUGAAGUAUACCUAUAAUACCCCUGAUUCCAUAAAGCAAUAUUUCAUUGUUUCAAAACAUAUUUAUUUAUGCGAGUCUGUUGGAGACAAAUUAUAGGGUUCUAUACAAGUACACUUCAUGAAAUACACUAGAUAUUUGUUUAUUUAUAAAAGUUAGUGGUGUUUGC
Messenger RNA from Erythranthe guttata (spotted monkey flower), 833 nucleotides. RefSeq lists its product as uncharacterized. The record is from RefSeq and is a predicted model, not a curated record. Lineage: Eukaryota; Viridiplantae; Streptophyta; Magnoliopsida; Lamiales; Phrymaceae.